Molecule: messenger RNA, 681 nt
Organism: Caenorhabditis remanei
Lineage: Eukaryota; Metazoa; Nematoda; Chromadorea; Rhabditida; Rhabditidae
Exons: 5
Coding region: 1-681 (226 amino acids)
Source: RefSeq, a predicted model, not a curated record
AUGAUGUUUGGUGUAGACUGGAGUUCAUCUGUAUACUUUUUAGGAAUGCCUGACGAAGUCUCUGAGGAUUAUUUGAGACGAGAAAUCAGUGAUCACUAUGAUUUAAAUAUAUCUCAUCUUGCCUAUUUUGCAGCUGUUGUCUAUGAUUCGGAAUACAACAUCAGAUGGCGUAGUGUUAUGGUUAUGGGAAGUGUCUCAAAGGUAUUGUCAAUUCAAUAUGCUGUAAUGAUAUUUUGUGGAGUCAGAAUGCACAGGAAAAUGGCAGAGAAGAUGGAGCAAUUUUCAAUAACAAAUCGGAAAAUGCACACUCAAUUAUUCAAAACUCUGGUUGUCCAGAUCACUGUUCCAACUUUUACCAUCUUCUCACCAGUAUUAAUUAUGUUUGUCAUUCCAUUUUUUGAUCUACAAAUUGGAAUUCCAACAGGAACAAUUCUGUGUGCACUUUCUUUAUAUCCAUUCAUAGACGGACUAAUUGUUAUAUUUAUUGUUUCUGACUAUCGAAAAGCAGCAUUGGACAUAUACCAUCGAUUAGUCUACCGUAUCACAUGUGGGCGUGUCAAACUAUUCCAAAUUCAGAAGUAUGAUUUCUCGAUUAGCGGAGCAAUGGGUACUGAUGGAAAUUCUGUCGUUCGCACGAAUCGGGUCGCUGCUAGUUCCAGAUUGACUGUUUCUAGUUUUUAA